Molecule: messenger RNA, 501 nt
Organism: Priapulus caudatus
Lineage: Eukaryota; Metazoa; Priapulida; Priapulimorpha; Priapulimorphida; Priapulidae
Product: glycerate kinase-like
Exons: 2
Coding region: 1-501 (166 amino acids)
Biological process (GO): protein phosphorylation
Cellular component (GO): cytoplasm
Molecular function (GO): glycerate kinase activity
Source: RefSeq, a predicted model, not a curated record
AUGAAACUAGAUAAGGCGUGGGACGACGUACCGGCGGCGUGGCGUGACGCGGUGUGCCGUGACGAGGCGUUCCUGGAGGGAGUCGCGAGCGGGACUCCGCUGUGUUUCAUCGCCGGAGGCGAGACGACGGUGACGCUGCAAGGCACAGGGAAGGGUGGGCGCAACCAGGAGAUGGCGCUGGCGUGGGCGCUGGAAAAUUGCGACGAGGCGUUCGCAUCGUUUCUUUGCGCAGGCACCGACGGCCAGGACGGCCCCACGGACGCGGCUGGUGCCGUUGCCAGUACACAGAUGGCGCUACCUGUUGACUCUCAGAUGUAUUUGGACAACAACAAUUCCUACAGUUUCUGGGAGAAAGUCGACGAGAGUUCAAAUGAUGGCAGCUUUCGGCGCUUGCUGAAAAUAGGAUUAACUGGUACAAACGUGAUGGACAUACAGGUGUUGCUCGUGAAACUUGCAAAGUACUGCUGCAUUGCAAUGUUAUGGGAACCAGCAACAAGCUAA